CUGACUCACGAGCUGACAGCUUUCUGAGCAAACAGCCGGAGAAACGCCAAGGGUCACUCCUUUCAGAAACCUGAUCAUGUGGUUUUCAACCCCGUGUGACGUUGGAGCAGAAAGUGGUUUCCGGGGUCUCUCCAGACACGCCCCUUCUGUGUCACCCCUUCCUUUCUUUUGGGGUGCAGGACGUAGUGGGCAGCUUUCUCGUCUUCUACCUCGGAGCCUAUGGUCGUGGAGCCAGCACCGUCCACUGUGGGCUGUGGAUGAGGGGGUAGGGUUGUCGGGACAGCUUCGGGGUCCUGUGGCUUUGACAAUUCCCAUGGGCGACUCCCGUCAUUCCCUCCUUUCCUGGCUUCCUGCUCGCUCGCUGUUAGGGACCUUGAAUGAAUAGCCAGCAUGGAUUUUGGGCACUGAGCCACCACUCCUUUCAGAGGGCUCCUCCACUGGGAAAGCUGCCAGCGGGAUUGAAUUUUCAUUUCCUGAAACCUCAGCCACACUCAUAACUGGUGAGAUGGCCAGGAGUGGCCAGGAAUGGCCGGGAGUGGCCACAGGGAGCAGGGAUCGGGCGGCGGGCAGCUGUUUGCCCAGGCAGGACUCUGCAGAAAGUCACCUUGGCUGGGCUGAGCUUGCUCCUGCUGGUGACAUGGGGAGCAGGACUUACCACGCCAACACCUAUGCACCGGCAUCCUGACCGACCGGCCCAAGGCCCUACCAGCACCCGAUGCUGUCGAUAAGGCCAGGAUGGCUUUAAACUCAGGGUCUCCGCCGGGCAUUGGACCUUACUAUGAAAACCACGGGUACCAACCGGAGAACCUCUACGGCUCGCAGCCGCCCGUGGCACCCAGCGUCUACGCAGUGUACCCGGCUCGGUACUACCCGGCGGCCGUGCCCCAGUACACCCCGAGGGUCCCCACGCACGCCUCCACACCCGCGGUCCACAGGCAGCCCAAGGCCCCCUCGGGCACUUGCUCCUCAAGGACCAAGCGGCUGUUGUGCCUGGUCUUGGUGCUGGGGGCCAUCCUGGUGGGCGUUGCGCUGGCUGCCGUCCUGCUGUGGAAGUUCCUGGAGAACCGGUGUGCGGUGUCGGGGGUGGAGUGCGGCAGCUCCGGGAUCUGCAUCAGCCCCUCGCUCUGGUGUGACGGUGUCCCCCACUGCCCCAGCGGGGAGGACGAGAAUGGCUGCGUUCGCCUCUACGGACCCAACUUCAUCCUCCAGAUCUACUCACCGCAGAGGAAGUCCUGGUACCCUGUGUGCCAGGACAGCUGGAGCGACAGCUACGGGCGGGUGGCCUGCGCCGACCUGGGCUACAAGAACAGCUUUUAUUCUAGCAGAAGAAUAGAGGAUGACAGCGGGGCGACCAGUUUUAUGAAGCUCAACGCAAGUGCGGCCAGCACUGAUCUCUAUAAGAAACUGUACCUCAGUGAUGCCUGCUUUUCACACACCGUGGUCUCCCUGCGCUGCAUAGAGUGUGGUGUCCGCUCACCAGGCCCCCAGGGCAGGAUUGUGGGCGGCUCAGCUGCGGCACCGGGAGAGUGGCCCUGGCAGGUCAGCCUGCACGUCCAGGGCGUCCACAUCUGCGGAGGGUCCAUCAUCUCACCCCAGUGGAUUGUGACAGCCGCCCACUGCAUAGAACAGCCUCUCAACAGCCCGCGGUACUGGAUGGCGUUCGCGGGGACGCUCAGGCAGUCCGGUAUGUUCUACGGAGACGCGCACCGCGUGGAAAAAGUCAUCGCGCACCCCAAUUACGACUCCAGCACCAAGAACAACGACGUCGCCCUCUUUAAGUUGCAGACGCCGCUGACUUUCAACGACAGGGUGAAGCCCGUGUGUCUCCCCAACCCCGGCAUGCAGCUGGACCCCAAGCAGCAGUGCUGGAUCUCCGGGUGGGGGGCCACCUAUGAGAAAGGGAAGACCUCGGACUUGCUGAACGCCGCCUCUGUGCCCCUCAUCGAGCGCUCCACGUGCAACCACAAGUACUUCUACAACAACCUGAUCACCCCGGCCAUGGUCUGCGCAGGCUUCCCGCAGGGCACCGUGGACUCCUGCCAGGGUGACAGUGGAGGGCCACUGGUCACUUUCAAGAACGGCGUCUGGUGGCUGAUCGGGGACACGAGCUGGGGUUCAGGCUGUGCCAAGGCGUACAGGCCCGGGGUGUACGGGAACGUGACAGUGUUCGCAGACUGGAUCUACCGGCAGAUGCGGGCGAACAGCUAAUCCCGGGGCUCCACCCCGAUGUCCAGAACACGAGUACCGAGGGCUGACACGACUGCUGGCCGUGGCUCCUUCCCUCUUCUGAGCAGUGAUUGCUGACCGCACUGUCCCUGUCCUAUGCCGGCUCCAGCCCCUCUCCCCGCCUGCUGUCCCUGACCCCUGGCCUGGAAGUGGGGGCCGGGCCUGCUGGAUAUGGGCUGCUGAGUCCUCCUCCAGCCUGUUUCUGGGUGGGCCUGGAUGAUGACCUCUCAGUAACCAGGUGGCCCGAGCAGGAAGGGGACAGGCUGGGCAGCCCUCAGGAACAGAAAGGGCCAUCUCAGGGGACAGCCACGGGAAGCCUGUGGCCCAGCUCUCCGCAAGCAGUUUGAUCUGCUAAGUUUUUGAGGGGUCAGGGGUUGCUGGGGCCUUUGCACCGAGCUACAUCAUCCCCAGCCCUUUUUAAAAUUUUUUAUUUUGCGACAAGAUCUCACUAAGUUGCUAAGUUACCCAGCCUGGGCUCAAAACUUUGAUCCUCCUGCCUCAGCUUCCCAGCAUGCCUGGGAUUACAGGCAUCCACCACUGUGUGACCUGGUCUGGCCAUUUCUCUUGUGCCUUCUUAGCUGCUCCAGGUGACACCCACUGGAAGUCAGCUGCAAAUCAGGGGACCAUCCUUCCAUGGCUGGCAACCUGAUAGUCACUUGUGAGGGCAGCAGAAACCAUCUUCUCCUCAUGCGGCUGAGACAGGAAGUGAGGAAGGGCAAGCCUGUGCCCCAUUUCUGCGGCACAGCUCCGGGGCUCCCCUUGGGGACACCCACCCUGGCCCCCGGACUCCUCCCCAGCCCCCCUGUAGCCCGAGCUCUUCCGGGCCACGGACAAGGCCAGGUGCCUUGAGGACCCUGUCAGUGCUCUGGGCACAUGAAGAUGGGUCCCCCGGGAAUCCGGGGGCACAGGGCCCGAUGCCCCUCUCACUACCUCGGGACCCCUGGAGCCCUGGCUGUUGCUGCCCCUCCAGGAAGGUCGCCUGGUUUCCAUCUUUGAAGUGGUCCACUUGGGCGCCGCUCCUCCGAGGCUCCAGUGACAAAGACAAGAAAGUGCGGGCACUGGUCCCUCGGCCCUGGGUUCCCACAGAAUGGGGGCCACUCGCGCCCCUGAGCCCCCUGAGUGCACGUUCGGCUCUUUGCUGCUUCACUCCUUCCCAAGCAUACGGGUUCUGGGGUGCCUUGUGGGCCUCUGCCUGGGGACAGGGUGCCUCUGUGGGAGCAGCACCCGCGCCCCUCCUGAGACCCCCACCAGGCUGUGGGCGCCAACCUGUGGGACCCCAGUUUGCCCCCUGCUUUCUGACUGUUCUCAGCUGCAAGAUUCAAUAUGAAGUACUGUGCAAAUAAAAUCGCUAAGUUUUCCAA
Heterocephalus glaber (naked mole-rat) is the source of this 3587-nucleotide messenger RNA. Lineage: Eukaryota; Metazoa; Chordata; Mammalia; Rodentia; Bathyergidae. The record is from RefSeq and is a predicted model, not a curated record.